AUGGCCCAGUCCAAGCGAGCCCAGCUUUCUGACCUCCCCCAGGAAAUACAUGACAUGAUCACAGGGCAUGUCGUCGACAACGCCGUGAAACCCCAUAACAAAAAGGAGCUCCAGUCCAUCCGGCAGGUCAAUAGGGCUUUCUGCUUGAGUGCAACGCGUCUGCUCUGCCAGCGCGUUGGGUUUACUCUCCAGCGCAGCCGGCCUCGCAUCCCUCUAGCAUUCGGCAAAUUCUCACAAGGCGAGAGAGCGCAUUUUGUGCAGAAAGUGCGUAUCCGCGACUCGUCGAUUCUUCCCGACGAGCCCUAUAAGCCCGCGGAUCUGCGCUCCCGAACUCACGAAAUAGCGACGGAACUCGCCCGGUUCCCGGCGUUGAAAAAGGUGUCUAUACAGUUCCGGGAGGGGAUAUUUCCUGAAGAUAAUCAGGACCCGGAUACUAGCCGCGCUCUGGCUGCAUCGAUCUGUGAAGGACUGCCAAAAGACCUCCACGCGCUAUCCCUUCACCGUCUGGAGCCCAGUCUGGUCAAUAUAGUGUCUCAGCCCACGGACUCAUCGCCCUGUAUAUUAUCGUCCCUGCAGUCCUUUACAUUCAAGUCCGCCCACCUCGAACCCAGAGAUGUAUCCGGCGACGAUGUCCUCCUCGCCCUCCAAAACGCUCCUGACCUAAAGGAACUCAGCCUCUCCUCCAUCGGCCGGCUUAGUUACGACGCCAUACGCCAGUUCACCGCCGGACGCAAUAUACCUCCUCUCCGCCGCCUCAAGCUCGACCGCAUCAUAAUCCCCGCACCAGGCCUCUCACGCUUCCUUCACGUCUUCAGACACACCCUCCAAGACCUCUGCCUGCACAACGUAUGGCUCGAAAGACGCCGGAUCCCCGGCCUCAACCACAUCUACACCAGCACCACUAUCAGCUUCACCUACUUCUCCUGGGGCUCCAUAUUCGACCUCCUCAGAUCCUCCUUCCACAACCUAACAACCCUGCGCUUCGCCCAAUGCGAGAUCCCUCCUAGACCGCAAUUCCGGGGACAACAAACAGGCAUCGGAGUCCCGCCUGCGGACAACCACUUUCAGAGACAAAGUAUCUCAGACGCGUACUUCCGGUGCAUCGUGCGCGUAGAGGACAACCGGGAACGGCUUGGCCGUCCGGCGCCAGAGUGGGAGAGGGCGGAGGUCUGGCACCCGCGCUUUAACUCCCCGCGCAAUUCUCGACUCGAUGAUGAAUAUAUAGCUGAGGUUGGGGCUAGACCCACGGCCCGUGGGAGAGGUAGGAGGGGGAAGACUGCGCCCUGGUCUCUAUAUACCACGUUUCGGAGGUAUUCUAUUGAAUUGCGGGACAAUAAUGGGAAGAUGUUGCCGCCGAAGAUUUUCCGGGUGUUUUCAUGUGGUUGUACGCUGGAGCGUGCGGAUGUGUGA
This is a messenger RNA of Aspergillus puulaauensis, 1410 nucleotides long. RefSeq lists its product as uncharacterized. The record is from RefSeq and is a predicted model, not a curated record. Lineage: Eukaryota; Fungi; Ascomycota; Eurotiomycetes; Eurotiales; Aspergillaceae. The transcript is spliced from 2 exons. Bases 1 to 1410 code for a protein of 469 amino acids.